This is a messenger RNA of Penicillium maclennaniae, 7143 nucleotides long. RefSeq names its product alpha-1,3-glucan synthase Ags2 (gene ags2). The transcript has 7 exons. The coding region runs from base 1 to 7143 and encodes 2380 amino acids. Gene Ontology annotation, molecular function: alpha-1,3-glucan synthase activity. The record is from RefSeq and is a predicted model, not a curated record. Gene Ontology annotation, biological process: fungal-type cell wall (1->3)-alpha-glucan biosynthetic process. Lineage: Eukaryota; Fungi; Ascomycota; Eurotiomycetes; Eurotiales; Aspergillaceae. Gene Ontology annotation, cellular component: fungal-type cell wall.
AUGCAUUGGAAACAUGCAAGCCUUUUCAUCAGCCAGCUUGCUGUGCUUGGACGAUGCUGGCCAUACGACGAGGCGCUCACCGCAUAUAACGUCAACGAGAAUAAAACAGCCUCAAACCCGGCUGAAUACUGGGGGAAAUGGCCAAAUCACACUUAUCACCCUUCCCCGGCCAAUUGGCGUUUUCCAAUCUACACACUCUUCCUUGAUCGGUUUGUUAAUGGUGACCCGACCAACGAUAAUAUCAAUGGAACUCUCUUUGAGCAUGAUCUGGGCUCAAAUCAAAUGCGACAUGGCGGUGAUGUGGCAGGCUUGGUUGACACUUUGGACUAUCUCCAGGGAAUGGGCAUCAAGGGAAUAUAUCUGGCCGGAUUAGUCUUGAUGAAUCAACCAUGGAGCUCGGAUGGGUAUUCGGCUCUUGAUACGACUCUGCUAGAUCAGCACUUCGGUACAAUUCAGGUUUGGAGAGAUGCCAUUACGGAGAUUCAUAAUCGCGGAAUGUAUGUCAUUUUUGACAACACAGUUGCCACGAUGGGUGAUCUAAUUGGCUUCGAGGGGUAUUUGAACACUACCACACCAUUCUCGUUGAAGGAGCAUAAGGCCGAGUGGAAGUCAUCUCGACACUACGUUGACUUUCAUUUUGGCAACAGCUAUAACGAAUCUUGCGAAUAUCCUCGCUUCUGGAACGAAACUGGAUUCCCAGUUGGUUCAUACGUUCAAGAUGAGCUAUCGGGAUGCUACGACAGCGACUUUGACCAAUACGGCGAUAUUGAAGCUUUCGGUGUCUUCCCCGAUUGGCAGCGUGAACUUGCCAAAUUCGCAUCAGUCCAGGACCGUCUACGUGAAUGGGUACCCAGUGUCCGACAGCGGCUCAUUCGGCAUUCAUGUAUGAUCAUCUCCUCACUUGAUAUUGACGGUUUCCGUUACGAUAAAGCCACCCAAGCAACCGUCGAUGCACUCGGUGACAUUUCAAGUUCAUACCGAGCAUGCGCACGGCGAGUCGGGAAGGAGAAUUUCUUCCUCCCGGGAGAGAUAACGGUAGGGAAUAACCUGGGUUCUGUCUUCCUAGGUCGUGGUCGGCAACCUGAUAUGCUCCCGGAAACUCUCGACGAAGCAUUCCACUUAAAGAACUCAUCUGAAGAUUACUUCAUUCGUGAUGAGACUCAACAGGCCAUUGAUGGUGCUGCUUUCCACUAUUCUAUUUAUCGCUCACUAACCAGAUUCCUCGGAAUGGAUGGAAACCUCGCGGCCGGUUAUGAUAUUCCAGUCAGUUGGACAGAGGCGUGGUACGAGAUGAUCCUCACAAAUGACAUGAUCAAUGCCAAUACCGGCAAAUUUGAUCCUCGGCAUAUGUACGGAGCGACAAACCAGGAUGUUUUCCGUUGGCCAACCGUCUCACAGGGCAUCGAGAGGCAGCUAUUGGCCCUGUUCAUCACCACUCUUCAUCUACCUGGUAUUCCACUUUUGCUUUGGGGCGAGGAACAAGCCUUCUAUAUCCUCGAUGCGACGGCUUCCAAUUACAUCUUCGGUCGACAAGCAAUGUCUGCUGCCACAGCAUGGAAGACCCAUGGUUGUUUCCAGUUGAAUUCAACUCAAUACUUCCGAUGGCCGAUCGAAUCAGGGCGAUUGGGAUGUCGUGACGAGUCCGCCACGUAUGAUCACCGAGAUCCAUCUCACCCAGUCCGCAAUACCAUCAAACAUAUGUACCAGAUGCGACACAAUUACCCAGCACUGAACGACGGCUGGUGGAUUCAAUUGUUGUCUAACCAAACGCAUAACAUCUAUUAUCCAGGCUCUAAUGGUGUUCCAACCGAAACAGGGAUGUGGUCUGUUCUGCGAAGUCCGUACUACCAGAUGCAGGACCUUGGAGUGGCAGGGAACCAGACCAUUUGGUUCGUCUAUCAAAAUGAUAACCGGACAGUCACAUACGACUUCGAUUGCUCUGACAGAGAUCGGGCUCUCGUGGCACCUUAUGAUACAAAUACCACUGUCAAGAACCUCUUCUAUCCCCAUGACGAGCUUACUUUAAAAGACGGUCCCACAAAGCUUCAUCUCAAUGGCUCCGAGAAAUUCAAUGGGUGCCUCGAUAGCAUAACUCUCAAUGCUUACGAGUUCAGAGCGUACGUCCCGAAAGAAAAUUUUGUGCCUCCACAUCCAAUGAUCACCAAGUUCAUCCCUGGGCAUGAUGCACCAGUCUUGUCCAAAGCUGCUCCUGGAGAGAGUGAGAAUCUCGAAGUUGGUCUUUAUUUCAACACUGAGAUGAACUGCACCCUUCUAGCAGAUUUUAUUUCACUCGAGUCAACAACUGAGUCGGGAGAGGUUCCUUCCAUUGAUCUUGACACAGUGAAUUGUGGGUUCAUUAAUUCAGAUGAUCCCCUGUGGACUGGAAACAUUCCCAGCAGCUGGGGCUGGUCGGCAACUCUGAAAAAUGUCUAUAACGGAAUUCACCGCUUGACUGUCAGUAAUGCAACAAGCAGCGACGGGAAGUUCACAGAUGCGAUCGAUCAUUUUUUGGUUCGCAUUGGACAGCACGAUAAUCCCAUGAUCUUUACCUCUGCCAAUUACUCGAGCAGUCUGCUCCAUCAACGCAUUGAUGGAGAGCUCUUCAUCCGGCAACAUGCGGCAGGUGCAGACAUGUACCGCUACUCGACGAACUGGGGAAGCUCGUUUUCUAAUUGGAUCCCAUACGAAGGAGGCAAUCACACCAUCGAAGAACAACCUUGGUUUGGGACAAAGUCUCAGAGAUGGGACGGAAAACAUAUCCGUGUCGAAUACUGGAGCCGCUUUACGGGAAGCAGCGAUUAUGUUCAAGAAGGUGACGGGCCUGACUGGCAAAUGCCUCGUCGUUUCCCUCAUCUAUUUUUCAAUGGUCCCUUCAAUGAAUAUGGCUACGAUUCUGGCCUGGCAAACACUGUGAAGCAAGACAGCGAUGGCUUUUGGAAGUUCCGUUUCAUGGCAGAGUGGCCCGCUCAGGGUCAGCUCAAUGUGUGGGGUAUCAAUCCAGAUGGGCAGCCUGAUCAAAGCUAUAUUUAUGGAGAUUCCGAUGGAGAUUCAAUCCUGGAUCGGCUACCCCCGUCUUCGCUCAGUGUGACCACAAUUAACAUUACUCGGCAUCCUCCCCACCCCCAUUUGGCGUGGAGAAUCCACCUUGACGAUGCAUCGAUGAAAUUCGAACUCAUCCCUGCGGGCUCACAGUAUACCCAAAUUGCUCUUUUUGUCCUUCUGUGGGUAAUACCACUUAUCACAGCCAUCACAACCGCCUACGUGUUCAAGAAGACAUUCUACAAAAUCAAAUUCAACCAGGUUGGAGUGAGUGAGAAGAAGACACUUAUCUCAACGAGUGUAUUCAACAUAUUCAAGCUGGAGAAAACGGAGAAUGGGCAGUCAAAGAACCCUCUGAUACGCCUGGCAACCAGAUCCAGAUUCCUUCAGAGCAAAUCCGCCUUCAGUAGCCGUACCUCACACCGGCGGAAGGUUCUCGUUGCGACAAUGGAAUAUGACCUUGCCGAUUGGGGUAUCAAAAUCAAGAUCGGCGGCUUGGGCGUCAUGGCACAACUGAUGAGCAGGCAACUUGGACAUCAGGAUCUCAUUUGGGUUAUCCCAUGUGUUGGCGGAAUAGAUUACCCUAUUGACAAGCCUGCCGAGUCUAUGUUUGUCAUGAUUCUCGGCAGCUCCUACGAGGUGAAGAUUCAGUACCAUUACGUGAAAAACAUCACCUACGUGCUCCUGGACGCACCAGUCUUCCGUCAACAAUCGGCCCAAGAGCCUUACCCAGCUCGAAUGGACGAUAUGGAUAGUGCUAUCUAUUACUCUGCCUGGAACCAGUGUAUCGCGCAAGCUAUGAAGCGAUUUCCUAUCGAUUUGUAUCAUAUCAAUGACUACCAUGGCUCACUCGCACCGCUAUACCAGUUACCGGAGACAAUUCCCAUUUGUCUAUCGCUCCACAAUGCUGAGUUUCAAGGCCUGUGGCCCAUGCGAACACAGAAGGAGAAGAUCGAGGUCUGCUCUGUCUUUAAUCUUGACAUGGAUGUUGUGACUCGUUAUGUUCAGUUCGGUGAAAUCUUCAACCUGUUGCAUGCUGGCGCCACUUACCUCCGUCUACAUCAGCAAGGAUUUGGUGCCGUUGGAGUUUCGAAGAAAUAUGGCAAACGUUCCUAUGCAAGAUAUCCUAUUUUCUGGGGUCUCAGGAAGCUUGGAAAUUUGCCGAACCCCGACCCUUCGGAUACUGGCGAGUGGAACAAAGAUCUGCCUAAGAAAAAUGAGAUUAGCGUCGACAGCGCAUUCGAACUGGGCAGAAAAGAAUUUAAGCGUCAAGCGCAAGAAUGGGCUGGUCUGGAACAAAAUACAUACGCCGAUCUUCUUGUCUUCGUUGGAAGAUGGUCAAUGCAAAAGGGUAUCGAUCUGAUCGCCGACGUGAUGCCUGCCGUCCUUGAAUCAAGACCAAAUGUUCAACUUAUCUGCAUCGGACCGGUCAUUGAUUUAGUAUUCUCGAAACCACAAUUCACCGUUUUGCCGCCAUUUAUCUUCUCGGGCGCUGAAUUCGCAUUAAUCCCUUCACGAGACGAGCCUUUUGGCUUGGUUGCUGUGGAAUUUGGUCGCAAAGGAGCUCUUGGCAUCGGUGCUCGAGUGGGUGGUCUCGGUCAAAUGCCUGGUUGGUGGUAUACGGUCGAGUCCACGACCACAUCGCAUCUUCUCAAGCAAUUCAAGCUAGCGAUUGACAAUGCCUUGAACUCUAAACCCGAAGUUCGAGCGAUGAUGCGUGCGAGGUCAGCCUUGCAGCGAUUCCCUGUUGCACAAUGGAUCGAGGACUUGGAGAUUCUUCAGUCCACAGCAAUUCGGAUUCACAACAAGGAACGCGCAAAGACGCAGACGCAACCAUCUGCUGCAGCCUCGGCAUACAGUGCCAUUUACGGGAUGAUGACCCCGCAGACUGCAACUAGGUCCAGUACUUCGACUGGUACCCUCACACCACCGCUUCAGUCAACUAGUCGGCCUGGAACUGUUGGAUCAAUGCAACGUGACUCAAUGAUAUAUAGCCACGACCCGAGUCCAGGCAUUGAUGUCCGUCCUAAGUCGGGCUUAAGUCGACCAAUGUCAUUUGGUGUCAGGCCACUGGAUGGAGUUGAAGAGUUCGGAGAAGAAGCAGCACCCGAUAUCGAGGAUGACAGUGAUGACGAGAUGUUGACUACCUGCUACGGCGAUGAUGAAUAUCCACUGGGUCCUGGUCCAGCAGACGCUGCUCACCGAAUGGAAGUUUCUCAGUCUCCUGUGCCUCUCACCAGAGAGGUUCUUGCUGCCCGGCACGCAAUUCAAGGCUCUCUUUCUCCUCGAUCCAUAACUACAGCCUCGAGCUCUACGGCACCCAGCGUAGCGGGAACAGAAGAAACUCUUCUCCCUCCGCAACGUCCUUGGGCAGAGCUAGGUAAUGGUCUGAGCAGUGCUUCACAGCUAUCUGUCGAUUCGGUCAUUGGAGAUAAGAAAGACUACAAAUUGCAAAAGGUCAAUCCAUUCUUCACAGACAGCAAUGGCGAAUAUUACAAGGCCUUCGAGAAGAAGUUGGAAGACCUCAAUGGGGCAAAUUCAGACUCUCAGCUUUGCAUCGAGCAGUAUUUAGAGAAGAGCGAAAAGAAAUGGUUCGAUAAAUUCCGAGACGCCCGCUUGGGACGCAAUCAAUCUCCGGCUCCUUCAACGGGAUUCGGCAAGAACGGCGGGCCUUCCCCUUCGGGGUCUAUCACCAACGAUGACACCACAUCCCAUGAGAGUGGCGGCCAAGAGAGCAAAAUAGCCGCCGAUGAGUUCAAGCUGGGAGAAAAUUAUGUACCACCGACAGGGCUGAAGAAAUGGAUGCAGAUGCGACUUGGAGGCUGGCCAGUUUAUUCCGUGUUUCUCGGUCUCGGCCAGAUCAUUGCUGCUAAUUCCUACCAAAUUACCUUGCUCACAGGUGAGGUCGGGCAGACUGCAGCAAAACUAUACGGAAUCGCUACUGUGUACCUGAUUACAUCUAUCCUGUGGUGGUUCUUCUUCCGGUUCUACAAAUCCGUGCUUGUCUUGACCGUGCCAUGGUUCUUGUAUGGUGCUGCCUUUUUGGUCAUUGGGCUUGCCCACUACGAGCCUAACUCAUUCAUCCGUGGAUGGAUUCAGAAUAUCGGAAGUGGUAUUUAUGCCGCAGCAUCAUCAAGCGGUUCUAUCUUCUUUGCCCUCAAUUUUGGUGAUGAGAGCGGUGCCCCUGUGAAGCUAUGGGUGUUCCGUGCAUGUCUUAUUCAGGGUACACAGCAAGCAUAUGUCAUCGCCCUUUGGUAUUGGGGCUCAACUCUGACAAAGGCAACGAAUGCUGGAGUUGCGAACGUGCAAGGCAGUAUCAUCAAUACGUGGAGGAUGACAGCGAUUUGCGCACCUAUUACGAUCUUGUUGUGGGCGAUCGGAUUGAUCGUUUACUUCGGCUUGCCAAAUUACUAUCGUCAGACUCCUGGCAAGGUUCCGUCUUUCUACAAGUCUGUCUUUCGGCGAAAAAUCGUGCUUUGGAAUUGGGUUGUGGUCAUCCUGCAGAACUUCUUCUUGAGCGCACCCUACGGUCGUAAUUGGAACUUCCUCUGGAUUUCCAACCACGCCAAGCCAUGGCAGAUCCUAUGCCUCUGUGUUGCCUUUUUCGGCUUCGUUUGGAUAGCAGUGCUUUGUCUCAUGGCACGCAUAUCUAAGUCACAUAGCUGGAUUCUACCCAUCGUAGCCUGUGGCCUUGGUGCACCCAGAUGGGCACAAAUAUGGUGGGGAACAUCCGGCACCGGUCUUUUCCUGCCAUGGGCAGGAAAUUAUGUGUCCGGUGCUUUGGUAUCCCGAAGUCUUUGGCUAUGGCUUGGUGUGCUGGAUGCGCUGCAGGGUCUUGGUUUCGGCAUGAUACUUCUGCAGACCUUGACUCGCAUGCAUAUUUGCUUCACCUUGCUUGUCUCGCAGGUGCUUGGCUCCCUCGCGACUAUAUGUGCGAGAUCUUUCGCACCGAAUAAAAUUGGUCCGGGGCCCAUCUCUCCAGAUAUCACGGCCGGUGUCAGUGCAUUGGGCAACGCGUGGUUUUGGAUUGCGCUUGUCCUCCAGCUUUCGAUUUGUGGUGGCUUCCUUCUUUUCUUCCGCCGCGAACAGCUGUCAAAGCCUUAG